UCAGGCAGAGCCGUGAGCGAUCGUGCAUAACAGGUGCUAUGGGCUUGCCACACCGAGGGCUCCGGAGACCAUCGAACCCUAAGAAACGCGGCGAUGAGAGCGAUGGGAGGGCGUGGCAACAACUUCGUGACGUCACGUCCACGCCGACCAAUCGCCGCUCGGCUCAACGGUCGACCGCGUUUGAACGAGCCAAUAGGGAGACGACAAUGGGGGUGUUGCUGGUGGGGGUCGUUUUGGCGGGAAGUGAUCAGCUGUUCGGCGGGAGCGACGAGCCGCCAGUUUUCAUUCAAUCGUCGAGUCGUGCGGUUCGUUUCGUUCGUUCGUUCGCACGCCGACUACCGCCAUCAACCCGUUGCUGCAGGCGCUCGUUGGCACGGCCCAGCUCUUCCCGCUGCGUCUCAUGCUGAGGUCAAAGGCGGUGCGUCCGAGCGGGCGGCCCUCGGCGCGCGUGGUCACCUGCUCGCCCCCGUCGCCUGCUCGAGGGCAGCUGAUCGGCAAGCCGGGCGAUGUCCCCGGUGCGGUCUCCGUGCCGCUCGCCCCGCGGCCACGCGACCGCUCCCCGUCGCCACUUCGUGUCAGCGAGCUCUCGCGCCAGGCAGAGCGGCGCUCGCCCGGCUCGACGACGGGGGGAGGGAGAGACGAGGAGGCGGAGCGACACUGCAGGGAGAAGGUGCAGAGGCUCCGGGACGAGGUGGCGGCCCUGACGGACGAGCUGGAGGCGGAGAGGGCAGCACGAUCCACAUGGCGGGCGGAGGAGGCCGCGCCCGGCACCGCGAGGGACACGGACGGAGGCUGCUCAUGCCGUGGUGACGUCUCCCCGCCGCUGGCCCACGUUCUCCGAGACUCUCGUGGAGGUGACGCGUCUGGCAGCAGCACAGGGCGGCGGCUCCUCAAGGCUCGAGGCUCGGUGCUGAGCCGCCUCGAGGAGGCCGAGGAGGGCAGCAGGGAGGUGUGCCGCUACGCGGCCGCUCUCCGGGACGCUGUCCAUGACAUCACGCACGGAGGUGACUUGACCUGUGCAGAGGCGGCCAGGAUGGAGGUCCUUCUGUGCAGUCUGGUGAGCGUGGAGGCCGCCUAUGGGGCCCUCGGCUCGCUGGCACGCAGGCAGCAAGCCCAAGAGAAGGAAAAGUUGUGCCUGCGGGACGAGGAGACACUGCUGCUGAAGAAAUUCACGCAGUCGCAACUCGACAACGAGAGGCUCUCGCAGCUUCUCCAGGAAAAACAAGCGCACGUGCAGCAUGUGACCACGCAGCUGGAGAUGCAGAAGGACAGAGUGCGCGUGACCGCGUGGGAGUCGCGGGAGCUGGAGGGCGAGCGCGCUCGUCUCCAGCGGCAGCUGAGGAGCCGCGCGGCUGACGGGGACCGCAUGGCGGUGCGCCUCUCCGUUCUGCAGAAAUCCGUGUCGCGGCAGCGGGCCGAGGCGGGGCGCCUGCGCCGCGAGGUGGCGACGCGCGCCCGCGAGAGGGAGCCGCUCAAGGCGGCCGCGCGCUCCUACAAGCGGCGAGCGGAGCGCGGGGAGCGCGACGCGCGGCAGCUGGGGACGCGGAUACGGGAGACGGAGGAGCGCUUGGUUGAGGCGUCGUCUGCGAUGGGGAGCUGGCGCCGCCGGUACGACGAGGCGAAGCGGGAAAAGGCGGCGCUCACGGCUCGAGCGGAGCUCCUCACCAACCGGAUCGAGAGGCUGCAGGACGGCGUGCGGGCUCUGGAGGAAUCUCCCUCGGGGCGGCAGGAGUUGGCGGCGCUGGCGGCCGAGCUGGCGCGGUUCCGCACGGACAACGAGGCGCUGCAGUUGGCGCUGCAAGAGACGGAACGGAGGGAGAGUCGGCGGCAGGAGGAGGUGGAGGCGCUGAAGGGCGCCCUGCGCCAGCAAAGCGACUCUGCCAGCCAGCUCAAGCAGCAGGUGGAUGCGGUUCGUGAUGAGGCCGAGAUCGCCCGUGCCAAACUGGAGUCUUUGGAGGCUGAAAAUCAUCGGCUGCAGCAGCAGCAGCAGCAGCUCACGGAAGCUGUGGAGGUGGCGCCGCAAGAGGGGGCGGCGCAGGGCGGGGACGUUGCUGCUGGCGGCGCGAGGGUGCGCAGGCUGCGGGGCGAGGGGGAGCAGCCGCGGGGCGAGGGGGAGCAGCUGCGGGGCGAGGGGGAGCAGCUGCGGGGCGAGGGGGAGCAGCUGCGGGGCCUCGCGGAGGAGCUGGAGAGCGAGGCUGUGGAGGCGGAGCGCCGCGUCUCAGCGCUGGCUCGCACGCUGGACGAGCGCACGGCGGCGCUGGCUCAGGAGGAGGCUCGGAGCCGAGCGGUCGAGGCUCGGCUCGGCAGCCUGCAGCGCCAGCUCCGCACGGCGAGGGAGCGAGCGGACGUGCAGGUGACCCAGGCGAGCGAGGAGGAGGCCCAAGCCGAGCGGACCGCUGAGGGCCACGUGUCCGAGCUGAGAGCCGAGCUGCGGAGAGCACAAACCCAACUCGAGCGCCUGCAGCGCUCGGCCCAGCAGGCGGAGCGCGAUCGGGAGAGCGCGGUGGAGGAAGCAGUGUCGCGGCUGAAGAGAUCUCGCGACGGCACGGGCUACCUGCAGCGCUACGUCGGCGUCCUGCGCGGCUCGUACGAGCGGGUGUUCGGAGGCAGCCUCGCCAUGCCCGUGCCACCACUCUCCCCCGUGUGACAACAUCAAGGAAGAAGAAAGUAUCACGCAUACGCACGGAUUUUGUGAUGCUUUCCCACAGCGCCCGUUGGUCCUCGUAAGUAUUUAAGUAGCGAUACUUAACAUCCGCUCCGACAUGUCGCAUGCAAUGAUGUUACAUGCAAAACGAUGCCAUUGCCUUGGUUAUGGGGCAACCUUUUUGAUCAAUUUGGCCGUUCUUCUCUUGGUAAGCUCCGAAUAGCAACACAACUUUCAUUCGGAUUGCAUCUUGAUGGGGCAACUCCCACCCGACCCUCGAGACAAACGGACAAACAGCAGACGGAGCAAAUGCAAGAAUGCUUUCAACCUCUGUGUGAAAGUGUUCAAAUGCAAAAAAAAACAGAAGUUGCCCGGCGAAGUUGAAUUGCGAGUGGAGAAACGUUCCUUGGUAACGCUGCCCCGCCGAGGUGCUGAAAGGCGUUCGUGCAUGAUUUGUCCACCCAGAACGAGGGGGUGGGGCCGUACACCGGUGCAGCAUAACACACGGGGCCUAAUACACCGGUCCUCAUAAAACAGUCUAAAAAUCCAAAUUUGAGCUGACGUUCGUCUUCCAACUGUUUCGACAUCACGAGAAACGAUUUUGACGCACCACCAUCAACCCGCGAGAUUUUCUGACUGGGCUUGCGAAUCACGGGAAAAUAAACAAUUAUUACGGUGUACCGCCAGUACGUUCGAAUGUGCAAACAAUAUUUGGUCCCAACACUACCCAUCAACUUCUGCACUGCUUUUUAACGUUGUUUAAAUAAUUCUGAAAACAAACCCAUUAAAUAAUCCCUUGCGUUUGCACGAUUUUCCGUAAUUUUUGGUUAUUAUUUACAACCCCCUUGUCAAUUCACGACUGAAGGUGUCCUUAUGCCGCGUCGGCCAUUGGGAGUCGUCUGGCCGCACUUCAGCACGCUGAUCAGCGUGGGUUGCUAAAAGAUGAUGGGUGGGUGGAUGGGGGGUGCGGCGUCAGGGCUGGUUCGGAUACCACCACCGAUGUCAGCCGUGGCUGGGAAUCAAACUCAGGUUCUUGGGUUCAUAGCGCAGUGCUCAAACCGCUGUGCCGGUCCUCCGCGGUUAAAUGCUUAAUGGUACCUUGUGGUGGCAUACUUUUAAUGACGAAACCCAGUGAUGUGCCUUUUAUGUACGUGUGUAGCCAUAAGUGAAAAAAUGCAAUGUACUUUACCUGUCUCAGGGUGUUUAAGUGGGGACAGCUCAAUGUUGGCUCCUCAAGUAAUGUACAUGAUUUGAUGGUGAUGCUGUGAUUGGCGUCUAUUAAGUUUACAAAUAAUCGGUUUGACUUCUGUGUGUAAUGUAUGGAGUACUGCUGUAUCGCUGUAGAUGUGUUUAUCAGGUUGUACUGUGCUACAAAUUUAGAAGCUCCCGAAACUUCGGGCCAGGUGGUGAACAACCCAACUUGAAAACCUUCGGAGAGUCGUGUAUGAUUUUACAAUAUUUACAUGUUCAUAUAUUUAACUUUACUGAGAUUUGUGAGUCACUUAUAUUAAGGGCUAUUGCAAAAUGAACAAUUGCAGACUUAUGAUGCAUUGUUUUUAAUGUAGUGGAUUUAAUUAUUUGCAUUUUAAAAAAAUUGUCGACACUCUGGGACCAAAGUCAGUGGAGAACACAACCCUGAACCACGUGAGUCCGUGCCAAACCCAGAAGCAUAAUGGCAUCUAGCAAUGAACUCUUGUUACAACUUAAUCCAGGAAAGGUUUGCCAAGUCCCAAGACUUUCAGGAGGUUCCUGCCAAGCUUUUGCAAGGGGGGAUCAAUGUUUGCUCUAUGUAAUCCCAAUUAAAUAAUUUGCAGGUAA
This is a messenger RNA of Petromyzon marinus (sea lamprey), 4462 nucleotides long. RefSeq lists its product as uncharacterized. Gene Ontology annotation, cellular component: ciliary basal body; centrosome. Gene Ontology annotation, biological process: negative regulation of cilium assembly. Lineage: Eukaryota; Metazoa; Chordata; Hyperoartia; Petromyzontiformes; Petromyzontidae. The record is from RefSeq and is a predicted model, not a curated record.